Knipowitschia caucasica is the source of this 639-nucleotide messenger RNA. The record is from the annotation of a GenBank genome assembly. Lineage: Eukaryota; Metazoa; Chordata; Actinopteri; Gobiiformes; Gobiidae.
AUGUGGGGGCUGCCAGGGUGUGGAAUAUGCCGUUGGACGUUCCGGUUUCUGUCAGUAUUUCAUCUGUCUGAAGACGUCACUGCAACAUUUAUUGAAAUAGUCUUCAAAACCCAAAGUGUCAAGAUGCCGCGCUUGAAAGGUUACAAGAGAAGUCGUGCUCUUAAACUGCGAAGAGAGAAGCAGCUUAUUCUUUCUGGAAAAGCAAGCAGAAAGUGCUUUGUGAAACUGGGAUUGACCUUGGAAAAAGAGCAGAAUUGCGUAAAGGAAAGUGUUGAUACUGACUUCGCCGCUUUCCAAAUCCCAAUAGAGGAUGAGAACCUGGAGGAGACACAAGAGGAGACGCAACUUACUGUACAAAGUCUUCUUGUCCAUUUAGAGCAAACGUCUGAGGAGAGUCCUUCUGAAGCAAAGGAAAACCACAUAUGUACGACGCAGCAGGAGCCGUUGGAGGAGACAAUAGAAGAGGUUCAGAAGCUGGAGGAGCCACAAGAGGACACACAUCUUACUGUACAAUGUCUUGUUCCUUUAGAGCAGACGUCGGAGAGUCCUUCUGACGCACAGGAGAGCCCCCUAUUUAAGGUUCCAGAGUUGCUCUUUUUCCCCGAGGAUCUCGAUCUGUUCCAUGAAACUACAGCAUGA